AUGUUUUCUUUUGUUAUUAAUCAGAGGGCUCUGCCUAUCCAAACAGUCCACCCUGUGGCCAGAAUCCUCAAGGAAGGCUUAAUAAGCUUCAAGAAGACAGCACUUCAACGGUCCAGAGCAGCAGCUGGUCAGUUAGCUCAAGCUGAGCGCAUGGUCAAACGUAGUCGUGUAGAACAUGUCCCAGGUAAUCCAGGAGAUAACGUGACAAUUCCCAUCCCAUUAGUUGAUCGAGGAAAAGGUGAUCCACGAAUUGUUAUCGGUGUUAUCUUAGAUCGUAAUGAAAAUGAGAUGUAUCGAAUAGGCGCGAGAGAUGGAAUAAUCAAGGGGCGCUAUAGUAGGGGCCAAUUUGAUAUUUGCAGCCAGCAACUGUAUAGUAUUGGUGAAGUGAGUGCAGACAAGGAGGUAGGACUACGUCAGGCAGUACAGCAAUCAUCUAGGUUUGGUGGUCAAGGUUAUGCCAAGUGCAACUGUACUGUAGGCAAGAAACAGUGUCAAACAAAUCGCUGUAAAUGUUACAAAGAAGGUUACAAGUGCAAUAGUCGGUGCCACUCUGGCUUGAAUUGUAGGAAUAAAAACUGA
This is a messenger RNA of Macrobrachium nipponense, 579 nucleotides long. RefSeq lists its product as uncharacterized. The coding region runs from base 1 to 579 and encodes 192 amino acids. The transcript has a single exon. The record is from RefSeq and is a predicted model, not a curated record. Lineage: Eukaryota; Metazoa; Arthropoda; Malacostraca; Decapoda; Palaemonidae.